AUGUCAUUGUCAGUGUCAAGUAUAUUACUGAAACGCAAAGUCAGAAUGGCGGCCUUGUCAACUAGUAACACUGAUACAGUGACGCAGGGCGUACCUUGGCCGAAUAAUGAAGAUGAUUACGAAAUUGGAGAUGUUAUUGGUGUUGGAGCCACAGCGGUCGUACAUUCUGCGCUGUGUAAGCCGCGGAACCAGAAAUGCGCUAUAAAAAGAAUAAGCCUCGAUAAAUGGAAAUCCUCCUUGGAUGAAUUACUCAAAGAGAUACAGGUCAUCUCGAGCUGUAAUCAUGAAAAUGUCGUCACGUAUUAUACAAGUUUCGUCGUAAAGGAAGAGUUAUGGCUGGUUAUAAGACUUCUGGAAGGUGGAAGUUUACGUGACGUAAUCAAACAUAAAAUGAAAGUAUCAAACUGCAAGCAUGGAGUAUUCGAUGAAGUGACUAUAGCGACUGUACUUAAAGAAGUUCUGAAGGGGUUAGAAUAUUUCCAUAACAACGGAAAAAUUCAUAGAGACAUAAAAGCCGGAAAUAUCCUAUUGGGCAAGGAUGGAACAGUCCAAAUUGCGGAUUUUGGUGUGUCAGCCUGGCUCGGGUCAGAAAAGGACGUAUCAAGGCAGAAGCUAAGACACACAUUUGUGGGCACACCGUGCUGGAUGGCUCCAGAAGUUAUGGAACAGGAUCAGGGUUACGACUUCAAAGCUGAUAUAUGGUCGUUUGGAAUAACGGCGAUUGAAUUGGCAACUGGCACUGCGCCUUACUGUAAAUACCCUCCGAUGAAAGUUCUUAUGCUUACAUUGCAAAAUGAUGCCCCAGAUUUGGAUACAUGUUCCGAGGACAAAACCCAAUACAAGAUAUACGGUAAAACAUUUAGAAAGAUGAUAAAAGAUUGUUUGCAAAAGAAUCCAACGAAACGGCCUACUGCUACGGAACUAUUAAAACAUCCAUUCUUCAAGAAAGCGCAAGACAAAAAAUAUCUUAGUCAACAAUUGGUAGACAUCGGGCACAGUAUGGAAUUGAAGUUUCAGGCUAAACGACAUUCAAGUGCUUCGGGCGGUUUGCAUCGUACAGCGACUGGUCAAUGGGUGUGGGAUGAUGACGACGAUGAUGAUUCUGAUGAUGAUAAUAAACCUAUAAAUGAGAUACAAAACGAGUCCAGCAGUAGUGAUGAGGACGAGCCAGGGGAAGAACAAAAUGCAACAUCAAAUUCUCCAAAGGUAUAUAACCUCGUAUUAAGACUGAGAAAUGAUAGACUGGAACUUAACGAAAUAAAAUUCGCAUUUAUUACUGGAAAGGACACUGGCCGUAGUAUAGCGAGUGAGUUGGUGGAAGCUGGCUUACUAAGUCCAAUAGAUUGGGCUCCUAUAGCAAGGAACUUGGCACAAUUGCUCCUUCUACCGGAGUCUGAUUCAAUCACAUUCAAUCUGAUUUCCACUCCCACUAAUAAAAUGGACAAAGAUAAACUAAUCGGAUUUGCGCAAAUAUGUAUUAUAUCCAUAGAGUGUGAGUGA
Messenger RNA from Pieris macdunnoughi, 1500 nucleotides. The record is from the annotation of a GenBank genome assembly. Lineage: Eukaryota; Metazoa; Arthropoda; Insecta; Lepidoptera; Pieridae.